This is a messenger RNA of Melopsittacus undulatus (budgerigar), 654 nucleotides long. RefSeq names its product neuritin 1 like (gene NRN1L). Gene Ontology annotation, biological process: nervous system development; neuron projection extension. The record is from RefSeq and is a predicted model, not a curated record. Lineage: Eukaryota; Metazoa; Chordata; Aves; Psittaciformes; Psittaculidae. Gene Ontology annotation, cellular component: plasma membrane. The transcript is spliced from 3 exons. The coding region runs from base 11 to 505 and encodes 164 amino acids.
GGAGUGCACCAUGGGCGGUGGCUGCUGGUGGCUGCUGGGGCCCGUGUGCCCGCUGCUGCUCCUGCCCCUCGCCGUGAGCCAGGAGCCCCUGAGCAAGGCUGGGAUGUGCGACACCAUCUACAAGGGCUUUGCCAGCUGCCUCAUCAGCCUGGGGGACAGCAUGGUCCAGAGUGUGCAGCGCCAGCAGGAUGAGGGUGCUGAGGAGGUGCAGGAGCUGGACACCAUCUGCAAGUCCUGGGAUGACUUCCAUGCUUGUGCCAGCGAGGUGCUGUCGAGCUGCCCUGAGGAAGCAGCUGCCAUCUGGGAGUCUCUGCGCCAGGAAUCCCGCAAGAACCAGUUCCAGGGGAACCUGCAAGAUCUGUGCAGUGCCCGGGGACGCCUCGCCAGUGCCCGCAGUUCACCGGCUGCCGAGACCAACCAGGCCACACUGCAAGGCUUGGCCACUACUUUGUGCACCCCAUUUCUGGCCCAGGUGGUCCUGCUGCUGCUAGUGCCCCAGCUCUAGCCCUGUGCUCAUCCCGGUGCCAGGAACAUCCUGUGUCAGUCCUCCUGGUGUUGGCUGUCAUCCCCACAGAGCCCACCUUACCCCUGAGCAUCCCUCACAGGGCAUGGGCUUCUCCAGCAGCCCUUCAGACAGAUUUAUAUUUAUAUUAA